Molecule: messenger RNA, 2943 nt
Organism: Lineus longissimus
Lineage: Eukaryota; Metazoa; Nemertea; Pilidiophora; Heteronemertea; Lineidae
Product: mitochondrial sodium/calcium exchanger protein-like
Exons: 14
Coding region: 166-2199 (677 amino acids)
Biological process (GO): transmembrane transport; intracellular calcium ion homeostasis; monoatomic cation transport
Cellular component (GO): membrane
Molecular function (GO): calcium:sodium antiporter activity
Source: RefSeq, a predicted model, not a curated record
UGCCACUUCGCACGAUCACACUUUUACGCGGGCCGCUGCAAACUCGCGGUGUUUUGACAUGUUUGAGGUAAUGAUAGGUAGAUUGGAAGGUUGGAUCCACCACUCGAGGAAUACAGAAUCACGGGAUUGAUGGGAUGUACAUAACUUUCGAGGGAUUUAGUCGAGAUGGAUAUUACUAUUAGAAAUACGUCCACCAAAAAUGAAACAACUUUUGAGCCUGAGUGCCGAUCAUUCUGGGACUACAUCAACUCCACCACGGUGUGUGAUUUCGUCUUGGCGACACGUGAUUGCCAGACGGAUAUAGGAUUUUUCAACUACAACACCUUGGUUGCAUGUAACGUUAGACCUGACUUGCGACCCCUUGUCGUAUUCCUACUUGUGCUCUGGUGGUUAUACCUGCUAGUUUCAUUGGGCUCCAUCGUUGAGACAUUCUUCUUUCCUUGCGUCCGUGCCCUUAAGACGAUUUUGCGACUGAGUGACAAUAUCGCUGGUGUAACGCUCUUGGCCUUUGGGAAUGGUGCAGUAGAUGUCAUCUCGAGCAUAGCUGCUGCUUCCAGCUUUACUGCAGGGGAGACUGGCCUUUCAGUUGGUGCACUUCUAGGUGGUUCCAUGUUCAUCACGACCGUGUGCGCCGGUAUCGUUAGCGUGCUGACGCCGUUUACGUCCAUGCGAGUGCCUCUAGUACGGGAUGUCCUCUUUCUCCUCGGAGCGAUUGCUCUCACGUUCUACAUAAAAUUCGAUGGAAAGGUCACUCUACCAGAAUCAAUAGGUUACGUGGGCUAUUACCUUGGCUACAUCGUAGUCGUGAUAAUAUCACGAAUAUUUGCCAAGAAAUGUUGCACUGGCGUACCAUCAAGCCGACGGUACCGGGAAGAAAACGUGCUUGGCAGGGAGCAGGCGCCACUACUCGGACCAAGGAACACUUUGCCGCCACUUCUCAAGGGUGGUGAACAUUUCAUAAAGGAGUUCCAGACGAGCAUGACUCCUCUUCCUUGCUUCUCGCAAAUCGCUUCUUUACGGAAACAGACCCACGUAGCUGUCUCACCACCCCUCAGUUGCAGUGCAGUCUCCGACGCUUCCAGUGGAUCUGCUUCCUCAGAUUCUAAACUCUCUCUCAAAUCAUCAGACUACAAAACAUUUAAAUCCGCGGAUUCUGGCGACAGCAAAUCGUCGGGAUGGGACCCGCAAACGUCUCCUUCUGAGGAGAACUCGGCCUACUAUUCAGUGGAGGAGGACGGUACGCAUCGAAGUGUUUCUGCGGCGAACUCGAGAAAAUACUCAGCGGAAGAGAACGGGGCUUCGACGCAUCAAAAAGACACCUCUGGUGUGGGGAAAGACCACAUGCUAAUGGACUUCUUCGCUGCAAUAUGCCCUAUCGAGCCCAGCAACUGGGACUCUGCUCCACUCUACAAAAAGAUUUUUUAUGUGAUGAGGAGUCCUGUCGUAUUCAUUGGGCGACUGACCAUCCCUGUCGUGGACUACGACCAGCCGCCUCUCUUCCGGUGGAACCAAAUGCUCAGCACUAUCCAGUGUCUGACCGCCCUAAUGUUCAUGACAGUGUUCACCGGUGUGUAUACCUAUAACGUAGCUGAUAAUGUCCCCAUAUGGGUGAUAGCGAUUAUGAUCGGGGCUCUUCUUGCUACGGUGGUUCGUCUGACAACCUCACGCCACCAGCGUCCCAUAUACCACUGGGUUUUUGCCUGUGCCGGCUUUCUUGUCUCUAUCGUAUGGAUUUACACAAUAUGUAGCGAGGUUCUCAAUUUAUUACGUAUGUUUGGUACUGUAUUCAACAUAAGUAAAGCUAUUCUUGGCUUUACACUGCUUGCUUGGGGAAACGGCAUCGCAGAUUUGGUGGCAAAUAUUCAAUCUGCCAGGCGAGGGUAUCCUAGAAUGGCUAUUUCAGCAUGCUUCGGAGGCCCACUUUUUAAUAUACUUAUUGGUAUUGGAAUCCCAUUCAUAAUGAUAACAGCGUCGUCGGACGAUGACUCAGCGCAGCUUCGCUUAUUGGACACGGGUGUGGUCAUCUUGGCCUUCCUCGCCGCUAGUCUCCUAUCCACCUUGAUCAUCGUUCCAAUCAUGAAGUUCAAGUUUACGCGUCCAUACGGUGCUUUCCUUAUUUUUCUCUACAUCUGUUUCUUGAUCGUGGUGCUGCUAGUUGAGGGUGGCAUCAUUGCUAUACCACCGGGACGGCCCCGAUGAGAUGGAGGAUCGCAUCAUUGCUAUCGAUCAUGACCACCGGCAAGCAGAUAAAGACUGGUAAACACGUGAGACGAAGAACAGCACCAUUAAUUGGCAUGCGCUUGGCGGGAAAUGCAUUGCUCGAUGACAGGGAAUGACGUCAUUGAUUGGCAGGGACUUGACAGGGAGGAAUGGCAUUAUGGAUUAGAACUUGACGGGGAAAAACGCCAUUGAUUGGCAAACACAAAGAACGAAAAUAAGAACGAGGCCCUGUUUUAAAAUUUGUUUUAAUCCCGUUGUUUUAAUCAUACAUACCAGCAAGAAGGAACACCCUUUAACAUGAAGAAUGAAUACUCAAACCUCCUGGUGUAAGCGAGGAGUAUGAGUUGUACUCUUGCCUCUUGGACAAGAAAAGAGAGUGGAAAAAGAACACAAACUUGUUAUUUUGUUAUUUAGAAACUUACACGAAUUUAUAAUAGGACUACAAAAGUAAAAAUGUUUGUGAGAAUAUCUUAAUCAGAUUGGAAGACUUUCCACAAUUAUUUUUCAUUACUUGCCUUUACUUGUUCAGUGACGCCACUCGAUAUUCUGUAAAAUUCUUUUUUCGAGUUGCGAUGUUUGCUCGUUAUAUAACCUUUUUGUGCGAUAAACAUUGCUUGUUUACACACAGCCAUUCGAAAUUCUUGUAUUGCUGAUAAAUUGAUUAGAAUAGUGAAAUAAUUAUACUGUUGAGGCUUUUACUCGAAUAAAAACACAAUAUCAUGC